Molecule: messenger RNA, 883 nt
Organism: Marchantia polymorpha subsp. ruderalis
Lineage: Eukaryota; Viridiplantae; Streptophyta; Marchantiopsida; Marchantiales; Marchantiaceae
Source: the annotation of a GenBank genome assembly
UGGGCGGCAUGGGGAGUACGAGGGGCCGGCCAUGAGUGGGACUUGAGGAGCGUCGGAGGAAGGAAGAGGAGGAAGAGGAGGACCUGGAGGAGAGAGGGAUCGCGGGGAGGCAGUCAACUUUGACGAGAACAACCGAGCGGGCGGGCGAGCGAGCAAAGCGCGUGCAGGGGAGGGAUACCGAAUAAGAGUUCAUAAGAGGAGGUGAACGAUGGCGAAGGGUUCUUCACAGAGUCAGGCAUCUUCGGUGGUGUCCAGGGGUGCCGGAGGCCCCGCUGCCGGAGCUCCGCCGAGAGGGAGCGCUGCUGCUUCAAGUUUGAGGAGACGAAGGACCACGAGCUCCAGUGGAGGUGCCAGUGGUGGUGGCGGUGGUGGUGGUGGAUAUGGCGGAAACUCGAACAUGUUGCGGUUCUACACCGAUGAUGCCCCAGGACUCAAAAUCUCUCCCACAGUCGUGCUCAUCAUGAGCCUGUGUUUUAUCGGAUUCGUCACCGCCUUGCACGUGAUCGGAAAGCUCUACCACUUGAAAACUGCCGGCGCUUAAGGAAAUACGGACUGAUGCUUCUUGUAAUUAGCUACGAAGAGGGUCAACGGGCUUUAUGCCUGUGCAGCCCAUAACAGGUUUCUCACUGUGUGGGGAGAUUUUGCAAGGUAGAUCUGAUAGCGAUGACCUAAAGUCAGGUCUUUCGUUUUCUGAAAAGAUCGGUGGAGCUAUCGAAGCUCUGCCGCCAGGCUCACCCUUGACAUUGGGGCCAGUGACACAACUUUAGGUAACAUUAGGGUAUUCUUUCAUAUGAUGUUCAAUGACAAGUUAAGUUUGAGAGUAAGCUUCGCGAAGGCCUCGCACGUGAUUUUUUCCUUAAACGCCUCGUUUUAUGGAUUUGGG